This is a messenger RNA of Ornithorhynchus anatinus (platypus), 2076 nucleotides long. RefSeq names its product glutathione S-transferase theta-1. The record is from RefSeq and is a predicted model, not a curated record. Gene Ontology annotation, cellular component: cytoplasm. Gene Ontology annotation, biological process: glutathione metabolic process. The coding region runs from base 1234 to 1962 and encodes 242 amino acids. The transcript is spliced from 5 exons. Gene Ontology annotation, molecular function: glutathione transferase activity. Lineage: Eukaryota; Metazoa; Chordata; Mammalia; Monotremata; Ornithorhynchidae.
GUCCCGUCGAUCGACAGGGGGCGCCAGAGCCACGUGGGGCACAAAAAACGACUCCCCGACUGUCCCGGGGACAGAUGACGUGAAGGACCUCGCCGCCUCUGAUUGGCCUACAGUCCUCGGGGCCCCAGGCAUCGGCCAAUGGGCGGGCUGCGAUCUAGAAAAGGGGCGGGGCCCGGUGAGCUCGUGCUCCUCGCGCCUUUCGCUCCUCGUGCUCCGGCUCCCGCCUCCUCCUCUUCUUGGGGCCCCGCACUUUUGGCGCCCGCCUCUCUCCACCCCCUCAUUUUCCGCACCCCUCUCUCUUGCACUUCUCACUUCCCUCGCACCCUUCGCUUCCUCCUACACUUGCCCCUUUCCCUUCCCUCCUUUCCUUGCAUUUCUCACCUCCCGCCCCCAUCUCUCCUUGCACCUUUGUUCCCACACCUGUCUCUCCUUGCAGUUGUGACUUCCCGCCCCCUUCUCUCCUUGCACUUCUCACCUCCCACACCCGUCUCUCCUUGCAACCCUUCCCACACCCGCCUCUCCUUGCACUUGUGACUUCCCUUCCCGCCUCUUCUUGCACUUCUCAGCUCCCGCCCCGUCUCUCCUUGCACCUGUUCCCUUCCCGCCUCUCCUUGCACUUCUCACCUCCAACCCCCGUCUCUCCUUGCACCUUUAUUCCCACACCCGUCUCUCCUUGCACUUGUGACUUCCCGCCCCCUUCUCUCUUUGCACCUCUCACCUCCAACCCCCGUCUCUCCUUGCACUUUUAUUCCUACACCCGUCUCUCCUUGCACUUGUGACUUCCCGCCUCCUUCUCUCCUUGCACCUCUCACCUCCCGCCGCCGUCUCCCCUUGCACCCUUCACCUCCCGCCCCUCUCUCCCAUUGCAUCUCAGUUUCCGCCCCCUGUGACACUCCUUGCACCUGUGACUCCCCGCACUCAUCUCCCCUUGCACUUCUCCCUUCCCGCCCUCGUCUCCCCUUGCACCAGUGACAUCCCCCACCCCUUUCUCCUUGCACCUGUGACAUCCCGCACUUAUCUCCCCUUGCACCUGUGACAUCCCACACCCACCUCCCCUUGCACCUGUGACAUCCCACACUCAUCUCUCCUUGCACCUGUAACAUCCCGCACCCGUCUCCCCUUGCACCUGUGACUUCCCGCACCGGCCUCUUUGCCCCCUGGCCUUCCCGCCCAUCCCCUCGCCUGAGCGGACCGCACCUCGACUCAGCUCCGUUGACCAUAGCUCAGCUGACCAUGGUGCUGCAGCUCUACCUGAACCUGCUGUCCCAGCCCUGCCGCGCCGUCUACAUCUUCGCCAAGAAGAACCGCAUCCCCUUCGAGUUCCAAAAAGUGGAUCUCAUGACAGGGCAGCAGCACUCGGAAGACUUCUCCAGAGUCAAUUCCCUGAGGCGGGUGCCGGCCCUGAAGGACGGAGACUUCACCCUGGCGGAGAGCGUGGCCAUCCUGCUCUACCUGAGCCGCAAGUACGGCACGGCGGACCACUGGUACCCGGCGGACCUGCAGGCCCGCGCCCGCGUGGACGAGUACCUGUCCUGGCAGCACACCACCGUCCGGGUCAACGGAAGCAAGCUGCUCUGGUUCAAGCUGCUGAUUCCAUACUUAUCGGAAGAGCCGGUGCCCGAGGAGAAGCUGGAAGGCAUCUUGGAUGACCUGGGAACCAACCUGCAGCAGUUGGAGGAGAAAUUCCUCCAGGACCGGCCCUUCAUCGCCGGGGACCACAUCUCCCUGGCCGACCUGGUGGCCAUCGUCGAGCUCAUGCAGCCCGUGGGCGCUGGCUGUGACAUCUUCAAGAACUGGCCCAAGCUGGAUGGGUGGCGGAUGCGGGUGGAGGAGGCUUUGGGGAAGAAGCUGUUCCAGGAGGCCCACGAAGACAUCCUCAAGGUCGUGGACUUCAGCGGGAUGCCCAUGGAUGCGCAGCAGAAGGCUAGGUACAAGAUGCUCGUUCAGAAAAUACUGAAGUGAAGAACGGCGCGGCCAAGGAGCUUGGCGGGGCGGGGGUUUCCCGCCUGUGUCCCCCGGGGCCGUGAGGCCGACGAGGAAAUAAUAAAGAUGUUGCCGGUCGUCCGGGAUCCCGAC